This is a messenger RNA of Bombus pascuorum, 2832 nucleotides long. Its product is annotated as sodium-dependent nutrient amino acid transporter 1-like. The transcript has 9 exons. Gene Ontology annotation, cellular component: membrane. Lineage: Eukaryota; Metazoa; Arthropoda; Insecta; Hymenoptera; Apidae. Gene Ontology annotation, molecular function: L-amino acid transmembrane transporter activity. The coding region runs from base 300 to 2201 and encodes 633 amino acids. Gene Ontology annotation, biological process: sodium ion transmembrane transport. The record is from RefSeq and is a predicted model, not a curated record.
AUCAGAACCGCGAGUACGAAACUGCAACGUAAUCUAUCUGUUUGGAUCACAACUGUUUUAUCAAUCAAGGUUUCCUGAGGUGUUCGUCGGGGGUAUAAUAUCGAUAUACGUACAAUACUGCGAUAUAAGAGGAUACGCGUGAUGUCGAUUGCGGAGAAAGUUGAGAUCACAUUGCUAGCAUCUUAUUGUCAAUUCUCUUUCGUUUCGUUGAUUUCAAGUUGACAUUUUCAUUUCGAUAUCGUUCCUUGUUUCUUUAUGAUAUUUCAUUCUAAUAUUGUGCAGUGAACAGAAAGAACAAAAUGAAUAACGAAGGCCAUCGAAAUCCAGCAUUCGCCAUGGACGAAACGGGGAAAACGAAAUCACACGACGGCUCAAGGGAAUCAAUCGUUAGAUGUCCGGAAACUGUGAAAGAAACGGAAGCAAGAAGCACAUGGGACAACCAAAUAGAGUUCUUAAUGUCCUGUAUCGCGAUAUCGAUAGGUUUCGGUAAUAUUUGGAGGUUCCCUUUCACUGCCUAUGAAAAUGGCGGUGGUGUUUUCUUAAUACCUUACAUCAUCGUUCUUUUCGUCGUUGGCAAACCAUUUUAUUACCUGGAGGUGAUCCUUGGACAGUUCUCUUCGUCCUCGUCGAUCAAAGUUUGGAAUAUUUCGCCUGCGUUUGCUGGUGUUGGAUGGUCGCAAUUCUGCUCGAACGUGGCAGUGAUGACAUAUUACAGCUCAUUGAUGGCUCUUACGCUCUUCUUUUUAAUUGCGUCAUUCUCAGCUGAAUUACCCUGGGCGAGGUGCAGAGAAGAAUGGGCUGAUUAUUGCGUCGAUUCCAGCCAAAAGAUCGAUAGUGAAUCGGUCAAUGUUAGCAUGCUUACUAAAUUAUUAUAUGAGAAGGAACGCAGAAGUUCCGCGGAACUCUACUUUCUGAAAGUGGUUCUCCAAGAGAAGGAUAGUAUCGACGAUGGAGUUGGACUGCCGGAUUGGAAAUUAACGUUAUGUCUGCUUUUUAGCUGGCUUUGUGUUAUCCUAAUAACGUUCCAGGGUGUGAAAAGUUCAGGAAAAGCUUCGUAUUUUCUAGCUAUUUUCCCAUAUAUUAUCUUAUUGAGCCUUAUGAUCAGAGCAGUGACCCUGGAAGGCGCUGGAACUGGGAUUCUUUUCUUUCUUACUCCGAAAUGGUCGAAACUUUUAGAGCCAAGCGUUUGGUAUGCGGCUGUGACACAAUGUUUCUUCUCUCUUUCCGUCUGCUUCGGUGCUAUUAUUACCUAUUCGUCGCACAACGACUUCAAACAUAACGUAUACAGAGACGCACUCAUAGUAACUAGUCUCGACACUUUAACGAGUUUUAUAGCGGGGUGCACGAUCUUUGGGAUUUUGGGAAAUCUGGCUCAUGAAAUGGGUAUGGAGGAUAUCGACAAUGUAGUGAAAUCUGGAGCUGGCCUGGCGUUCAUCUCUUACCCUGAUGCCAUUGCAAAAUUCACCUUUGUACCUCAAUUCUUCGCGGUUCUGUUUUUCGUGAUGAUGUUUGUCCUCGGCGUGGGAAGUAUCGUAGGGAUGGUGUCAGGAGUAGUAACUUGCUUGAAAGAAAAGCUUCCAAACAUGGAGAUCUGGAAAAUCGUGCUUUCCGUCUGUUCAAUGGGAUUCGCUGUUAGCACAGUUUACGUUACUCCGGGUGGACAGUUUGUAUUGACUUUGGUCGAUUACUAUGGUACAUCGUUCGUCGUGUUCAUCUUGGCUUCUUUUGAAAUCACUGCCGUAACAUGGGUAUACGGUAUUGAAAAUUUCCUAGACGACAUCGAAUUUAUGCUGGACAGAAAAACAAGUAGUUACUGGAGGAUUUGCUGGUUCCUCUUGACACCAUUAAUUUUGAUACUGAUUUUUUUUUACACUGUCGUCACUCUUUCUCCCUUGACUUACGGCGGCACAGGAUAUCCUGCUACGGCUCACGCGGCUGGUAUAGUCAUAUUUUGCUUCAGCAUUCUUCAAAUACCAUUCUGGAUGAUCGUGGAGAUACUGAAGAACAGAAACUUGCCAUUAUCAAAGAAUUUAAGGAAAUCUUUUCUGUCAACAUCGAAAUGGGGACCGAUAGAAACCAAUUACAGGAAAGCUUGGCUUCGCUUCAAAGAAGAGAAACUAAAAGAGAGAAACGCCAGGACAGAGCCAAGAUGGCUUCAAUUGAUAUACACUUUAAUUUGUAAGAACGACAGAAAAGAUUAGGUAGUGAUACGAGAUCUCCAUAGAAACUCCACUGAGUACAAUUUUAUACUUGCGACGUGUUUCCGCGUUUAUAUAAGAAAUUUCAAUAUGCAACAAUGUAAAGAAUGUAAAAAAAUUAUAUAAGUUAUCCAGGGUUGAGUGUUCGUUAUAAGAUUUAAUAAACGGACAAGAAUUUCUUUAGUUAUGCUAGUUCAUAGGAAUGUAAAUUUGCAUGAACAUCUACAGUCUAAUUGUUAUAUAUAUUUUAUGCUAUUUCUCUGCUUCUUUUGACUCUUAAGUCUGCAAGGAUUACUGAAGCAAGAUAAAAAUUUAGUAUUUAUUUGUAUAAGAACUUAAUAUUUAUAAUACAUAAUGUGUUCGUUGAACCAACGAGAUCUCGUUAUUUUCAUCGAUACGAUCGUUAACAAAGAAGAUACGGAGAAAUCGUGUGCUGACUAUUAAUCCUCUCCGACCAACAAAGCUACGAUUCUCCACCUUUUCUUCUCCAAAUUCAUCCUCGCUAUCCUCUUUGAGUCCUUGAAUUCCUUCCAUUCCUUGAAUUUUACAGGAUCCUUAGGUCCCCAAUCGGCGCUCGGUUUAAAUAUCUACGAGGAGAAUAUAGAAAUAAAAGAAAUAUUCCAAUUUUUCGUAA